This is a messenger RNA of Geodia barretti, 487 nucleotides long. The record is from the annotation of a GenBank genome assembly. Lineage: Eukaryota; Metazoa; Porifera; Demospongiae; Tetractinellida; Geodiidae.
GGGACAGUUGGUGUUGGGGUCUGUCAUGUUCAGGUAGACCACACGUCUCCAACCUCCUGUACCUCCACAUUCAUAUGUGUGUGCAAGUUCAAGUAUAUAGUCAGCAGUCUUCUUCAGUUCCUUUGUAACAUUGGUCAGUACAUUUCGCUCCAGUUCAGAGUGUGCAGUCGUCACUGUCAUACUGAGACCAUCUUGUUUGGAGUCCAGAGAGUCUAACUUGGAGUCAAUGGUCUCCUGGUUGGUCUCCAGUCCUGCUAGCUCUGAGGUUGUCUGGCUGCUGUGUUCUUGAAGUUCAGUCUUCACUCCUGACAGUCCUUCACUCAUACUAGUAUUGACUGAGAUCAGUAGAGACUUAACCAUAUUCAGUCGUCACUGUCAUACUGAGUUCAGCAGUCUUGUUCUUGUGUUCUUCAAUAUCUCCACUCAGAGAAUGAACUUUAGUUUCAAUUCUGCUAAGAUCUUCCUUCAUUUCAGUCUUAACAGCAGC